AUGCCGAGCGGGUCCGGUUUCUUCACUGUCAUCGUGGCUGAGUCCAACGACAAUGAAGUCCUGCAGACAGAGCAGCUCCAYCCUCUACCUUCCUUCCAGGACUACAGAACCAACAGCUCCGUGCGGGCCUACCAGACAGGCUACUUUCCCAGUGGCUGUGCCCAGGAACAGGGAAUGGGAGCUGGGCAGGUGUUUGAGGUCAACCUGGGGGCGGGGCUGGAUCRCCUGGGAGGGCCUUGUGAUUCAGAGGAGGAUCAUGAUAACGAUCACAACAGUGAUCUCUACCACUUCUGUGAUGGGCCUCUCAAGCCUAAGACUGCCUACAGAAUCAGUGUCCGUGCCUUCACUCAGCUGUUUGAUGAAGACCACAGAGAGUUCCCCCAACCUCUCUACAGGGACACCUUCCUGUCUCCACCCAUCAGGACACAAGCAGGACACAAGCAGCGACAGUCGCCUUACUCUUACUCUGCGUUUGAAUUCGUUCUGGACAACACUGAUGACGGGAAUCUGAAGCGCUGA
Molecule: messenger RNA, 519 nt
Organism: Salvelinus sp. IW2-2015
Lineage: Eukaryota; Metazoa; Chordata; Actinopteri; Salmoniformes; Salmonidae
Product: receptor-type tyrosine-protein phosphatase beta-like
Biological process (GO): peptidyl-tyrosine dephosphorylation involved in inactivation of protein kinase activity; angiogenesis
Cellular component (GO): signaling receptor complex
Molecular function (GO): cadherin binding
Source: RefSeq, a predicted model, not a curated record